This is a messenger RNA of Microthlaspi erraticum, 408 nucleotides long. The record is from the annotation of a GenBank genome assembly. Lineage: Eukaryota; Viridiplantae; Streptophyta; Magnoliopsida; Brassicales; Brassicaceae.
AUGAAGUCAAUUUCUCUCAUCGUCAUUCUUCUCCUCUCAUCCUCUUUUGCGCCGCAAACCGCAACUGCAUUCUCCUUGUUCCCGUUUCCAUUCUCAUUUCCUUCGCUUCCAUUUUCAUUCCCUUCGCUUCCGUUUUCGCUCCCUUCCAUCUUCGGUGGAAGUACCGGUAACGGUAGCGGCAACAAUAGCGAGCUAGCUACGAGGUGCUUCCCGGACCUAGGAGACGGAGAGGCCUGCAUGGCUGAAAUCUUCGGGUCGUUCUAUAACCGUCAAAUCACGAUAGGACCCGAAUGUUGCAAGGCCAUUGUUGAGAUCGACGAAGACUGUACACAAGCCGUUUUCAAACCGUUUAGCAACACUUUCUUUAGUAGUUCCGUCAAGCAGUUUUGCACUUACAUCAAUAAUUGA